ACAGCGAUAAAAGAGGCUCUGGCGAAGUUUGAGGAGAAAACAGGUCAAAAAGCGUCCGAGGCCAAGGAAGUAAAGUUGUAUAUGCAGAUCCCGCCAAUACAAAAGAUGGAUGCUUCUCUGUCAACGCUUGCCGCAUGCGAGAAAUUGUCACUUUCCACCAACUCCAUUGAAAAAAUUGCAAACUUAAAUGGACUAAAAAACCUUAAGAUUCUGUCACUUGGUAGAAAUAAUAUUAAAAGUUUUAACGGCUUAGAUGCAGUGUCUGAUACACUCGAAGAACUGUGGUUUUCGUACAACUUAGUGGAGAGACUAACGGGCAUCCAAGUCUUAAAGAAACUCAAAGUGCUAUACCUAGGUAAUAAUCAAGUCAAAGACGUAGCAGAAUUGAAUAAAUUGGGUGAAUUGCCAAUGCUUGAAGAACUUGUAUUUGUUGGUAACCCAUUAGAAGAAAAACAUUCUCAAGAAGGCACGAAGGAUGCAUACCGAAACCAUGUAAAAGAAAAAAUGCUUAAACUGAAAAAACUCGAUGGUGAGCCGGUGUUAAGAGAAGAGGAAAAAGACGAUGAUUAUUAG
Saccoglossus kowalevskii is the source of this 573-nucleotide messenger RNA. RefSeq names its product dynein axonemal light chain 1-like. Gene Ontology annotation, molecular function: protein binding. The record is from RefSeq and is a predicted model, not a curated record. NCBI's taxonomy places the organism in Eukaryota, Metazoa, Hemichordata, Enteropneusta, Harrimaniidae.